AUGGGAGAAACUGGAGAUGAUUCAAAAACUCUUAGGGAGUUGUUCUCACCCAUAACCACCAACCCUCCAUCUUGCAUAGUAUUGCCUGCAACCACUGCUGCACAUUUUGAGUUGAAACCACAGAUAAUCCACCUUCUUCCUACUUUUCAUGGCUUGGAUAGAGAAGAUCCUUAUAUGCAUGAUAAGGCAAAAGCAUGGCUUAAUUCUUUGUCACCUAGAUCUAUCACUUCAUGGGAAUUGUUGGUCACAAAAUUCCUCUCUAAAUUUUUCCCAAUGGCCAAGACCAAUGCUUUGAGGAGAGAAAUUGCAGAUUUUUAUCAGGAUGAACAAGAGAAAUUUUAUGAGAGUUGGGAGAGAUUUAAGGACUUGAUCUUAAAGUGUCCCCAUCAUGGUUUUGAAACAUGGAGACUAGUACAAUAUUUUUAUAAUGGUUUGAUUCAAACAAAUCGUAACAUGAUUGAGUCCAUGAAUGGUGGUGGAUUUUUGAGUCUUGUAGAUGAUGAGGCAUACAAAUUUCUUGAGAAUUUUUCUGAAAGUUCACAACAAUGGGAUUUUUCCAAUCGUAAAGAGAGAUGUGCCCCUGCAAUUAAGAAAGGAGGAUUGUAUGAAGUCAAUGAAGAUUUAGACAUAAAAGCUAGGUUGGACAAUCUCACUCGUAAGGUUGAAGCUUUAGCUUUAGGUAGAGGGAUGAAUUCUGUCAAUCAAGUUCAAAGCGAAACAUGCUCUAUUUGUGCUAGUCCUAUGCAUACAACACAAAUGUGUCCUUCUGCAGCUGGGUACCCUGAUUUUUAUGCUGAGCAAGCAAAUGCAUUGAAUAAUUAUGGAAAACCAUUUGCUAGUCCAUUUUCAGAGACAUACAAUCCAAAUUGGAGGAACCAUCCUAAUUUCUCAUGGAGGCAAAGUCAGCCUCCCACAAAUUUUGUAGCACCACCAAGACAACAACCAUCUUUGGAGGAGUCUCUCAAAACUUUCAUGCAGUCAACUAGCCAAGCCAUUCAAGAGAUGAAAAGUUCCACCCAUUUGAAUACUCAAGCUAUUUCAAAGUUGGAAAAUCAAGUUGGCCAAUUAGCAACCCAAGUUGGAGAAAGGGAAAAAGGAAAGUUUCCUAGUCAACCUAUACCUAACCCAAAAGGGCAGUAUGCAAUUAAUGGUUCUUCUAGUUCUACUCAUGCACAUGAAUCUGUUCAGUCUAUUACUACCCUUAGGUCUGGUAAGCAAGUUGAUAAUCAAGUGAAAAUACCAGAAGUGGAGGAUGAUGAAAAUAUUGUGUUAAAGGAAAAGGGAACUCAUAGUUCACAGGAUGAUCAUAGAGAAAAGAAGGGCAACUCAACCUCAAUUCCAAUUCAGGAUCUUAGUUCUCCCCUUGAUAGGAGGUUUGUUCCUAAAGCUCCAUUCCCUCAAAGUUUAAUCAAUCCUCAGAAAAGUGCACAAUUUGGAGAUAUUUUAGAGGUUUUUAAGCAAGUGCAAAUUAAUAUUCCAUUUCUUGAUGCAAUUCAGCAAGUUCCUGCUUAUGCUAAGUUUCUAAAAGAUCUUGUGACAAUGAAGAGAAAGACAAAUGUCCCUAAAAAGGCAUUUUUGACAGAGCAAGUUAGUUCAAUCAUUCAGAAUAAAUAUCCAGUGAAAUGUAAAGACCCUGGAUCUCCUACAAUUUCAUGCAGGAUUGGGGAUCAUCUCAUUGAGCGAGCUUUGCUAGAUUUGGGGGCAAGUGUGAACCUAAUGCCAUAUUCAGUAUACUUACAGCUAGGUUUGGGGGAGUUGAAGCCCACAACCAUGACACUUCAAUUAGCUAAUAGGUCUGUGAAAAUCCCUAGAGGUAUUAUUGAGGAUGUGUUGAUUAAGGUGGAUGCGUUCUAUUUUCCUGUUGAUUUUGUUGUGUUAGACACUGAGCCUACUCUAAAUGCCAGUACACAAAUCCAUGUCAUUUUGGGUCGCCCUUUCUUGGCCACAUCCAAUGCUUUGAUCAAUUGUCGAAGUGGUGUGAUGAAGAUUUCUUUUGGGAAUAUGACUGUUGAGCUUAAUAUUUUUGACAUAAGUAAGCAAGUACUAGACAAUGAGGAUAUAUGUGAGGUUAACAUGAUUGGGAGCCUAGUCCAUGAUACUUUCCUACAAUCAAGUUGUGAGGAUCCCCCAAACGCUUGCUUAACCCAUUUUGAUUGCAAUUUGGAUACUGAAAAAUCAAUUGAGGAGGUCAAUGCAUUGUUGGAUUCUGUUCCUCUCUUAAGUAUUGAUAGCUGGCAGCCAAAAGUGGUCUGUUUCCCACUUUCUUCAUCCCCAUUCCCAUCUAUUGUAGAACCACUAAAGUUGGAUGACUUUUGGGAACACCAAUUGAUAAGUAUACUUCAAGAGCACAAGGAAGCUAUAGGUUGGAGAAUUGCUGAUAUUAAAGGUAUUAGUGCUUCUGUGGUUAUGCAAAGAAUUCAAUUGGAAGACACUGCAAAAGCUUCUCAACAUGUUUUUGACCCAGCUGAUAUGUGA
Molecule: messenger RNA, 2475 nt
Organism: Quercus lobata
Lineage: Eukaryota; Viridiplantae; Streptophyta; Magnoliopsida; Fagales; Fagaceae
Exons: 4
Coding region: 1-2475 (824 amino acids)
Source: RefSeq, a predicted model, not a curated record